Messenger RNA from Leptosia nina, 4443 nucleotides. The record is from the annotation of a GenBank genome assembly. NCBI's taxonomy places the organism in Eukaryota, Metazoa, Arthropoda, Insecta, Lepidoptera, Pieridae.
AUGAAUACACUAUUAGUCCUAGCCGCCCUGGUGGCGGCUGCUUUUGCAGUACCAGCAAACCGUCAUUUCGUAGCUGGACCUGCCUUUGUAGAAGACAAUGACAUCUCCGUUGGACCUGCUGUCAUCAAGCCAGAAGACAUUUCUGUUGGACCUGCUGUCAUCAAGCCAGAAGACAUAGCCGUUGGACCAGCUCUAGUUGACCAAGGAGACAUCUCUGUCGGACCAGCUUUCGUAGACCACGAAGACAUCUCUGUUGGACCCGCUGUCAUCAAGCCAGAAGACAUCGCCGUUGGACCAGCUCUAGUUGACCAAGGAGAUAUCUCUGUCGGACCAGCUUUCGUAGACCACGAAGACAUCUCUGUUGGACCCGCUGUCAUCAGGCCAGAAGACAUCGCCGUUGGACCAGCUCUGGUUGACCAAGGAGACAUCUCUGUCGGACCAGCUUUCGUAGACCAUGAAGAUAUCUCUGUUGGACCCGCUGUCAUCAAGCCGGAAGACAUCGCCGUUGGACCAGCUCUAGUUGACCAAGGAGACAUCUCUGUCGGACCAGCUUUCGUAGACCACGAAGACAUCUCUGUUGGACCCGCUGUCAUCAAGCCAGAAGAUAUUUCUGUUGGACCUGCUGUCAUCAAGCCAGAAGACAUAGCCGUUGGACCAGCUCUAGUUGACCAAGGAGACAUCUCUGUCGGACCAGCUUUCGUAGACCACGAAGACAUCUCUGUUGGACCCGCUGUCAUCAAGCCAGAAGACAUCGCCGUUGGACCAGCUCUAGUUGACCAAGGAGAUAUCUCUGUCGGACCAGCUUUCGUAGACCACGAAGACAUCUCUGUUGGACCCGCUGUCAUCAGGCCAGAAGACAUCGCCGUUGGACCAGCUCUGGUUGACCAAGGAGACAUCUCUGUCGGACCAGCUUUCGUAGACCAUGAAGAUAUCUCUGUUGGAUCCGCUGUCAUCAAGCCGGAAGACAUCGCCGUUGGACCAGCUCUAGUUGACCAAGGAGACAUCUCUGUCGGACCAGCUUUCGUAGACCACGAAGACAUCUCUGUUGGACCCGCUGUCAUCAAGCCAGAAGAUAUUUCUGUUGGACCUGCUGUCAUCAAGCCAGAAGACAUCGCUGUUGGACCAGCUCUAGUUGACCAAGGAGAUAUCUCUGUCGGACCAGCUUUCGUAGACCACGAAGACAUCUCUGUUGGACCCGCUGUCAUCAAGCCAGAAGACAUCGCCGUUGGACCAGCUCUAGUUGACCAAGGAGACAUCUCUGUCGGACCAGCUUUCGUAGACCACGAAGACAUCUCUGUUGGACCCGCUGUCAUCAAGCCAGAAGACAUAGCCGUUGGACCAGCUCUAGUUGACCAAGGAGACAUCUCUGUCGGACCAGCUUUCGUAGACCACGAAGACAUCUCUGUUGGACCCGCUGUCAUCAAGCCAGAAGACAUCGACGUUGGACCAGCUCUAGUUGACCAAGGAGACAUCUCUGUCGGACCAGCUUUCGUAGACCACGAAGACAUCUCUGUUGGACCCGCUGUCAUCAAGCCAGAAGACAUCGCCGUUGGACCAGCUCUGGUUGACCAAGGAGACAUCUCUGUCGGACCAGCUUUCGUAGACCAUGAAGAUAUCUCUGUCGGACCAGCUUUCGUAGACCACGAAGACAUUUCUGUUGGACCUGCUGUCAUCAAGCCAGAAGACAUAGCCGUUGGACCAGCUCUAGUUGACCAAGGAGACAUCUCUGUCGGACCAGCUUUCGUAGACCAAGAAGACAUCUCUGUUGGACCCGCUGUCAUCAAGCCAGAAGACAUCGCCGUUGGACCAGCUCUGGUUGACCAAGGAGACAUCUCUGUCGGACCAGCUUUCGUAGACCAUGAAGAUAUCUCUGUCGGACCAGCUUUCGUAGACCACGAAGACAUUUCUGUUGGACCUGCUGUCAUCAAGCCAGAAGACAUAGCCGUUGGACCAGCUCUAGUUGACCAAGGAGACAUCUCUGUCGGACCAGCUUUCGUAGACCAAGAAGACAUCUCUGUUGGACCCGCUGUCAUCAAGCCAGAAGACAUCGCUGUUGGACCAGCUCUGGUUGACCAAGGAGACAUCUCUGUCGGACCAGCUUUCGUAGACCACGAAGACAUCUCUGUUGGACCUGCUGUCAUCAAGCCAGAAGACAUUUCUGUUGGACCUGCUGUCAUCAAGCCAGAAGACAUCGCUGUUGGACCAGCUCUAGUUGACCAAGGAGAUAUCUCUGUCGGACCAGCUUUCGUAGACCACGAAGACAUCUCUGUUGGACCCGCUGUCAUCAAGCCAGAAGACAUCGCCGUUGGACCAGCUCUAGUUGACCAAGGAGACAUCUCUGUCGGACCAGCUUUCGUAGACCACGAAGACAUAACUGUUGGACCCGCUGUUAUCAAGCCAGAAGACAUAGCCGUUGGACCAGCUCUAGUUGACCAAGGAGACAUCUCUGUCGGACCAGCUUUCGUAGACCACGAAGACAUCUCUGUUGGACCCGCCGUCAUCAAGCCAGAAGACAUUUCUGUUGGACCUGCUGUCAUCAAGCCAGAAGACAUAGCUGUUGGACCAGCUCUAGUUGACCAAGGAGACAUCUCUGUCGGACCAGCUUUAGUAGACCACGAAGACAUCUCUGUUGGACCCGCUGUCAUCAAGCCAGAAGAUAUCGCCGUUGGACCAGCUCUAGUUGACCAAGGAGAUAUCUCUGUCGGACCAGCUUUUGUAGACCACGAAGACAUCUCUGUUGGACCCGCUGUCAUCAAGCCAGAAGACAUUUCUGUUGGACCUGCUGUCAUCAAGCCAGAAGACAUCGCCGUUGGACCAGCUCUAGUUGACCAAGGAGACAUCUCUGUCGGACCAGCUUUCGUAGACCACGAAGACAUCUCUGUUGGACCCGCUGUCAUCAAGCCAGAAGACAUCGCCGUUGGACCAGCUCUAGUUGACCAAGGAGACAUCUCUGUCGGACCAGCUUUCGUAGACCACGAAGACAUCUCUGUUGGACCUGCUGUCAUCAAGCCAGAAGACAUCGCCGUUGGACCAGCUUUCGUAGACCACGAAGACAUCUCUGUUGGACCCGCUGUCAUCAAGCCAGAAGACAUUUCUGUUGGACCUGCUGUCAUCAAGCCAGAAGACAUCGCCGUUGGACCAGCUCUAGUUGACCAAGGAGACAUCUCUGUCGGACCAGCUUUCGUAGACCACGAAGACAUCUCUGUUGGACCUGCUGUCAUCAAGCCAGAAGACAUUUCUGUUGGACCUGCUGUCAUCAAGCCAGAAGACAUCGCCGUUGGACCAGCUCUAGUUGACCAAGGAGACAUCUCUGUCGGACCAGCUUUCGUAGACCACGAAGACAUCUCUGUUGGACCCGCUGUCAUCAAGCCAGAAGACAUCGCCGUUGGACCAGCUCUAGUUGACCAAGGAGACAUCUCUGUCGGACCAGCUUUCGUAGACCACGAAGACAUCUCUGUUGGACCCGCUGUCAUCAAGCCAGAAGACAUCGCCGUUGGACCAGCUCUAGUUGACCAAGGAGACAUCUCUGUCGGACCAGCUUUCGUAGACCACGAAGACAUCUCUGUUGGACCCGCUGUCAUCAAGCCAGAAGACAUCGCCGUUGGACCAGCUCUAGUUGACCAAGGAGACAUCUCUGUCGGACCAGCUUUCGUAGACCACGAAGACAUCUCUGUUGGACCUGCUGUCAUCAAGCCAGAAGACAUCGCCGUUGGACCAGCUUUCGUAGACCACGAAGACAUCUCUGUUGGACCCGCUGUCAUCAAGCCAGAAGACAUUUCUGUUGGACCUGCUGUCAUCAAGCCAGAAGACAUCGCCGUUGGACCAGCUCUAGUUGACCAAGGAGACAUCUCUGUCGGACCAGCUUUCGUAGACCACGAAGACAUCUCUGUUGGACCUGCUGUCAUCAAGCCAGAAGACAUCGCCGUUGGACCAGCUCUAGUUGACCAAGGAGACAUCUCUGUCGGACCAGCUUUCGUAGACCACGAAGACAUCUCUGUUGGACCCGCUGUCAUCAAGCCAGAAGACAUCGCCGUUGGACCAGCUCUAGUUGACCAAGGAGACAUCUCUGUCGGACCAGCUUUCGUAGACCACGAAGACAUCUCUGUUGGACCCGCUGUCAUCAAGCCAGAAGACAUCGCCGUUGGACCAGCUCUAGUUGACCAAGGAGACAUCUCUGUCGGACCAGCUUUCGUAGACCACGAAGACAUCUCUGUUGGACCUGCUGUCAUCAAGCCAGAAGACAUCGCCGUUGGACCAGCUUUCGUAGACCACGAAGACAUCUCUGUUGGACCCGCUGUCAUCAAACCAGAAGACAUCGCUGUUGGACCAGCUCUAGUUGACCAAGAAGACAUCUCUGUCGGACCAGCUUUGGUGGAUAGCGAAGAUAGCGAAAGCAAUGCGCCAUUCCUCAUCAAAGUUUUCCUUAACGUAAUUUACGCCUAA